Nyctereutes procyonoides (raccoon dog) is the source of this 3638-nucleotide messenger RNA. RefSeq names its product RAB11 family interacting protein 3 (gene RAB11FIP3). The record is from RefSeq and is a predicted model, not a curated record. Gene Ontology annotation, cellular component: cleavage furrow; recycling endosome membrane; midbody. The coding region runs from base 267 to 2321 and encodes 684 amino acids. Gene Ontology annotation, biological process: regulation of cytokinesis; endocytic recycling. NCBI's taxonomy places the organism in Eukaryota, Metazoa, Chordata, Mammalia, Carnivora, Canidae. Gene Ontology annotation, molecular function: calcium ion binding. The transcript has 14 exons.
CUCCCGCCCCCGCCGCGCCGCCGCCAUGGGCCCGCGCCCGCCGCGCCGCCGGGCCGAGGGCAGCUGAGGCGCCACGCGAAGAUGGGCGAGGGCGGAGCAGGGCCCGAGCGCCAGCCCGACCAGCCCGGGCGCCCCGCGCGCACCCGCCCGCGCCGCCGCGGGGAUGCCCGCGCCCGCCGCCGCGCCCUGAGCGCCUUUGUCUGCCGCCCGCGCCGCCCGCCGCACCACUGGCCUCGCGGGCCUGCGCCGCGGCCGGGGGCGCGCCCAUGAAGAUGGAGCCGGGCCGGCCGGCCUCCCCCGCGGGCGGCGCGCGCCCCGACCCCGACCCGGACCCCGAGCCCGAACCCGGCGGGCCCCACCGGCCGGCAGCCGCGCCCGCCCCGCGCCGGACACUCGGCGCCCCGGAGCCCGGAGCCUGCGCGGACGCCCGCGGGGCCCCCGGCCCCGGCCCCGGCCCGCGCCCGCCCUGCGCCGCGGAGCCCGACGGCGUCUGCUCCCCGCCUUGCCCCGACGCCGCCCCUCUCCGCGGACGGGCUCUCGGCCACGGUCCGCUCGCGGGCGGCGACGUGGGCCUGUUCCCCUGCUUCCCGGCGCCCGCGGGGGGCGAGCUGGCCCUGGACGUGGGCCCCGCCGCCCCGGGGCGGCCCCCGGACUUCGGCCACCCCUGCCCGCUCGCGACCGAGCCCGCCGCGUGCCCGGAGGACGGCCCCCGCCUCCGCGCCGUGUUCGACGCCCUGGACGGCGACGGGGACGGCUUGGUCCGCAUCGAGGAUUUCGUCCAGUUCGCCACGGUGUACGGGGCGGACCAGGUGAAGGACUUAACAAAAUACUUGGACCCCGGCGGGCUUGGUGUGAUCAGUUUUGAGGACUUCUACCGAGGGAUCGCUGCCAUCAGGAACGGAGAGUCCGAUGGCCAGCUGUGCGGGGUCGCACCUGCCCAGGACGAGGAGCCGCCCGCCUGCCCCGAUGAGUUCGACGACUUCGUUACCUUUGAGGCCAAUGAGGUGACAGACAGUGCAUACAUGGGGUCUGAGAGCACCUACAGCGAGUGUGAGACCUUCACCGAUGAGGACACGAGCACCCUGGUACACCCUGAGCUGCAGCCUGAGUGCUUGGACACCAUGGAGGAUCCCGGCCACGGUGCUCUGCUGCUGCUCCCGGGCAGAUCCCACCUGCACAGCCAGUCCGUCGUCACCGUGAUAGGUGGCGAGGAGCAUUUUGAGGACUAUGGCGAGGGCAGCGAGGCAGAGCUGUCCCUGGAGACCCUCUGCAGUGGGGAGCAUGGCUGCGGAGACCCCACUUUCCCUACCCCCAGUCCAGCGAAGCGGCUCUCCAGCAGGAAGGUGGCAAGGCACUUGCACCAGUCGGGGGCCCUGACCAUGGAGGCCCUGCAGGACCCUGCCCCAGACCCCAUGGAGGGGAUGGAGGAGGACAUUGCUGACAAGGUUGUGUUCCUGGAGAAGCGGGUGUCGGAGCUGGAGAAGGACACAGCUGCCAACGGGGAGCAGCAUAGCCGCCUGAGGCAGGAGAACCUGCAGCUGGUGCACAGAGCCAAUGCCCUUGAGGAGCAGCUGAAGGAACAGGAGCUGCGAGCCUGUGAGAUGGCGCUGGAGGAGGCGCGGAGGCAUCGAGAACUGGUGUGCAAGAUGGAGCGGGAGCGGAGCAUCGAGGUGGAGAGCCUACAGGCCAGGCUGCAGCAGCUGGACGAGGAGAACGGGGAGCUGAGGUCCUGCACGCCCUGCCUGAAGGCUAACAUCGAGCGCCUGGAGGAGGAGAAGCAGAAGUUGCUGGAUGAGAUUGAAGAGUUGUCCCUGCGGCUCAGUGAUGAGCAGGAGAACAGGAGGAAGCUGGGGGACAGGUUGAGUCACGAGAGGCACCAGUUCCAGAGGGACAAGGAGGCCACCCAAGAGCUGAUUGAGGACCUGCGCAGGCAGCUGGAGCACCUGCAGCUUUUCAAGCUGGAGGCCGAGCAGAGGAGGGGCCGGGGCAGCAGCGUGGGCCUGCAGGAGUACAACAGCCGCACCCGCGAGAGUGAGCUGGAGCAGGAGGUCCGCAGGCUGAAGCAGGACAACCGGAACCUGAAGGAGCAGAAUGAUGAGCUCAACGGGCAGAUCAUCAACCUGAGCAUCCAGGGCGCCAAGAACCUCUUCUCCACGUCCUUCUCGGAGUCACUGGCUGCGGAGAUCAGCUCUGUCUCCCGAGAUGAGCUCAUGGACGCAAUUCAGAAGCAGGAGGAGAUAAACUUCCGCCUGCAGGACUACAUUGACCGCAUCAUCGUGGCCAUCAUGGAGACCAACCCAUCCAUCCUGGAGGUUAAAUAGAGGCAGGAAAGCCCAGCCGGUGGGCCCAGCACCCCAUCCACACCCAAGAGAUGGCCACGGUGCGCACACAGCUGAGACCAGCGGCUGGGCUGGGGUGCAUUGACGGGUCUGCAGAGGGAGAACAGUGGGAGCCCUGGGAUCGGGGCCCACGCAGGAGAGGGUGGGACUGGGUCUACAGUCCGCAGAGAUGCAGAGACCACAUCUCAGGCUCAGGCGAGCCCUUCUGCAAGCUCCCGCCCAUGUGGAGACCCCCUGCCGCCCUGCCCAUCAGGGAGGAGAGGAAGGCUGCGUCCCCGCAGUGUGCUGCCCCGUGCCUCACCUGGACGUCACAGGGGCCCCAGGACCCUCUCGCCACAGGCGGUGCUGUGGGGAGUACAGGCGGGCGAGGCGGUGCACACCAGGGUCUGCUAGGAGCCGCAGGACCCGUCAGCUGCUCAGGCCACGAGCUGCCAGGGGCACUGCGGUCCAGCUUCAGAUCCAGGGACCUCCAGGCCACGCAGCUGUUCCCACGGCCCAGACCCUUGCUGCACUAACCCCCCUGGGGGCCGGGGCAGGAGACUCCGCUCUGAGUCAGGACUUGCGAGUCGCUCCAUGUGGAGUGUGCUCUCGGGAUGGGGUGCAAUGCGGGUGGAGAGUGUCCUGGUGAGAAACGGCGCCCCCAUGGCCGUGGCCGUGGCCACCCCGGGUGAGGUCCCGAUCCCCAGGCCAGAGGCCCAGUGUCUGGAAGCAGCUUCCUCUGGGAGUUGGAAGCCACUGAUGUGGCCGUCCUUCCCCGAGCCAUGUUCUGUGGGAGGCCGGGCGGUGCAGGUUGUCAGGAGCAGAGAACAGCCCCCCGGCAACGUGGGGCUUCCUUCGAGGAAGCCAUCCAUUGCCUGGCCCUGGUUCACCCCUGCCAGGCUCUGCCCACCGUGGGGGCUGCUGGGCCUGCCCCCACCCUGAGCCUGAGCGCGGGCCAGGAGCCCCUGAGUGCUCCCGGGUGGGUCAAGACCCUGCACACAGGCUGGCCAUGCUGUGUGUGAGGGCGUGUGUGAGGCGUGUGCGUGCGUGUGUGUGGGCGUGUGUGCCCCCUGCAUCCUCCAUCCUCCCUGUGGCCCACAUUCUACACUAAGAUUUAAGACGUUGCCUCGUAUUGUACAUUUUGGGGAAAGCCUUGGGUGUAAAUCAGUGUAAACUUGCAGGAGAGAUUUUUCUAUCAUGUAGAGUAGGUAUUUUUUAUAGAUUGAAGGUUGAUCAAUUUUUUAAUACUUCCGAGAGAGAAAACUAUCUGUGUAUACACAUAAAAUAUAUAUAUGUAUGAUAAUAAAUACUGGAACUCUG